Molecule: messenger RNA, 282 nt
Organism: Trichomonas vaginalis G3
Lineage: Eukaryota; Parabasalia; Trichomonadida; Trichomonadidae
Product: cellular macromolecule catabolic process
Exons: 1
Coding region: 1-282 (93 amino acids)
Source: RefSeq, a predicted model, not a curated record
AUGAACCUCAACGACGCAGAGAUAUGUGAUUUCGUCACAUACUGGUGUCCGAAGCUUUGUGGAUACAAAUAUGUCAAAGUAUGCUUCCAGUUCGAAAACUUCGACGAGAUGUGUCCAAUGAACGUCGAACCGAAACCAGACAACAUCAACAAAGUCUUCUUCGCAGCUCUCCCUCUAGAGAGUCCAUGCGACAUCGAACCACAAGAACUUCCAAUAUUCAAUCGUGAUGGCUUCACAGUCAUUGAAUGGGGUGGAACUAUUGUUACAUCUGAAAAACUCUAA